ACAAUGUAAGUCUCUCAAUUUCUGUCUCUAAAUUGAAUUUUCAUGGCUUGUUACUCUCCCUUUGCUUCUCCUCUGUACCCAAAAAACCAAAUCCAGAAAAAACCUCAGAAAUCCUCUAUCGAGCAACAGGUAUCCUUCAAUUCCUUGUUAAAUUCAUAGCUCAAACUGCAGUGGAGAUGUUAAUGAUGAUAAAACCAAGAAUCCAGUUCAAUUUUAUUGUAAUUCCUCUAACUCUCACUAUAAUCUCCACUUCCCUUCCACGAAAAUCCCAGGCAGCAGCUAAAGUGUUUGAUAGGAAAAGGGCCCAGAAGAAAACCCAAGAAGCAUUGAUGCCGGAGCAGCUGAAAUCAUGGUUAAAGAAGCUUCCCGAUGUGUUAAACCACACUGCAUAUACUGAGAUAUUGAGUUUGAAGAAUGAGGGAAAGCUUAAACAUGUGAUUAAACCUUCUAACGUGGGUUUGGGGAAAGUGGCAGAGCCAAUUUUGGUUGUUGUAGUGGAUUAUAGGGUGUUGAGGAUUGUUUUGCUGUCCUUAGAGAGUGAUAGGAAGUUCUGGGAAUCAUGGGAUGCGUUAAAGAUAGGUCCUUUGUGUGUUAAUGCAUAUUCACCUCCUGUCAAGAGGCCGGAGCUACCUGCCCCAUAUUUGGGGUCCUUGUGGAGAGUGGCUGCAUUUAUGUCGUCAUGGUUUGAACCCAAGAAAGAGUCAAAAAAGACUGCAGAGUUGAGGAAGGCAAGGAUGGAACAUGAAAAGCUAAGGAAGGUGGACUUGGAAAGAUUGAGGAGGAGAGGGAUGUGAUUGAGAAGACAAAAGCAAUACAGAAGAAACAGGAUAAGAGUUUCUUGGUGUUUUUAUUUAUUUAUUUAAUUUUUUUUUUGUGAUAAAUUUAAAUUUUUAUU
This is a messenger RNA of Rubroshorea leprosula, 895 nucleotides long. The record is from the annotation of a GenBank genome assembly. Lineage: Eukaryota; Viridiplantae; Streptophyta; Magnoliopsida; Malvales; Dipterocarpaceae.